Echinostoma caproni is the source of this 813-nucleotide messenger RNA. The record is from the annotation of a GenBank genome assembly. NCBI's taxonomy places the organism in Eukaryota, Metazoa, Platyhelminthes, Trematoda, Plagiorchiida, Echinostomatidae.
GCGCCCCUGCAUUACAAAAUUGGUGACAGCGGUGGGAUGAAGAUAAUGCCGAAAAGUCACGGAAAGCUUGAACUACGCGAGGAAUCCACUUCCGUCACGGCAGCUCAACCGUCAUUUGGCGUGCCAGUAGCCAUCCCGCCGCCGGAGAAUUUUCACAUGGGCGACAACUUCGAUCGGUGGGAGUCACAGGUCCGCGACUGCCUACAGCUUUGCUCCCCGAGAAGCCAGAGGUACAUCUUGUUUUCACUCGUCAAUGGUGAGGUGUACGACCAGAUAUACAGGGAAGUCGAACGAGAGGAAGUAACUGAUAUCACCUUCCAAAGGCUGCGAACUAUACUGGUCCCACCCAGGCCGCUACGAGAGUUCCGUAACGCCUUUCGGUACUGUGUCCAAAAGUCAACCGAGACCGCCCGGCGAUAUGCGACGGAGCUACACAAACUCGCAGCGCAGGCCUACCCUCACUUCGACGCAGAGACCCGGGAGCAACUCGUGCUAUUUCGUUUCAUGGAUGGGGUAAGGUCACCGGCCGCGGUAGAGUCAUUGGACGACGCCCCAGCCACCACCAUGGCGGAAGCGAUUGACCGAGCGACGAGGAAGGAGAACUACAACAACCGCCGAACUCCGCCAUCCCAAGCGAACAGAGAAGCCCAGGGCACCGGUAACGCGAACGUCCCCAGAACCAUGGCAGACGAUUUGGCGGAUGGAACGCAAAUGACCGGCAUCGGGACAAGGGCAGGAAUGGGAACGACGAACAACCACAAGGACGUUACAUCAGUAAGUCCCCAAAAUUUUGUGUUCAUGUUCCUGCUAUAA